This is a messenger RNA of Xiphophorus hellerii (green swordtail), 2967 nucleotides long. RefSeq names its product girdin-like. The record is from RefSeq and is a predicted model, not a curated record. Lineage: Eukaryota; Metazoa; Chordata; Actinopteri; Cyprinodontiformes; Poeciliidae. The coding region runs from base 321 to 1751 and encodes 476 amino acids. The transcript is spliced from 2 exons.
GCUAAGCCUUGCUGCAUUGAGGCAUAAAGUUUGUUUUUAUUCAAACUUGAGCAGUUUUCUAGUUGUUCUGCUGAGGUAGUGACAUCAGUUUGUGACAUCAUGCACACUGACGUCACAAAGAGUGACGCUCACUUUGUGGAGCUAGGCUGCGUCAAUCAUCAUAACCAUUGCAGAAGAGAGAGAGAGAGCAAGUAGAAGGAUUGUCUAGUAACAAGAGAUUGAAAACGAAGGCUUUUCAAGAUAAAACGGCAAAUCUAACAAACAAAUAAAGGAAAACAUUAAGCAGAUUUUGGAUUUGUCCAGACAAAAUAGGAUCAACAAUGAGUCAGAGCAAUAAGGCAUCGCCUUCUGAUUCUGUUAAUGAAAAAGUACAACUAGCUAGAGAGACACAGAGGCUCCAUGAUCUCUUGAAAGAAGUGAACAUGAUGUCAACUGAGAGACAGUCACUGAUUAGAGCAAACGAGGACCUCAAGAUUCAAGUUGUAAACAUGGAAAAAGCUGCACUUGAAAAAGACAAACUGCUUUUGGAGAAAGACGAGGAAUUAAAAAAACUGCUCGACAGAAACAGAAGUUUAAAGGAGGAUAACACCAUACUGAAGCAGGAAAACACCUCCCUGGGGCAAAGGAACACAGACUUGGAGCAGAAAAACACCGAUCUGGAGCAACAAAAAGUAUCUACAAUGAGUCAGCGCAAUAUAGCGUCAUUUUCUGAUUCUAGGAAUGAAAAAAUACAACAGAGUUUAGCUAGAGAGACACAGAAGCUCCAUGGCAUCUUGAAAGAAGUUAACAUGAUGUCCAUUGAGAGACAGUCUCUGAUUAAUGCAAAUGAGGACCUGAAGGUUCAAGUCAUGAACAUAGAAACAGCUGCACAUGAAAUACACAAGCUGCUUCAAAAGAAAGAAGAGGGAUUAAAAAAACUGUUCGAUGUAAACGGAACUUUAAAGGCAAAAAACACCACCCUGGAGCAGGAAAACACAGUCUUAGACCAGAAAAUUUCCACCCUGGAGCAGAAAAACACUGCCCUGAAGCUUAAAAGCACCGCCCUUGAGCAGAAAAGUAAUAUUCUGCAGAAAGAAAAGACUGCCUUGGAGCAGGAAAACACCAUCUUGAACCAGAGAAUCACCACCCUUGAAGAACAAAACACCGCCCUGGAGCAGGAAAGUGACACCUUAGAAGAGGAAAACAUCGCUUUCCUGCACAGUAUCCCUUUUUUGGAGGCGAUAAAUCGCGUCCUGGAGCAGAGAAACCAAGACUUGGAUCGGGAAAACACCAUUUUCGAGCAAGAAAACAACAAGCUGCAUCAGGAGAUUAUCGAGCUGAAUCUGAGAAGAAGGACCCUGGAGUAUGAAAAAUCCGUCCUGAUGCUGUCAAUCACUUCUCUGGAGGUGAAAAGCACCAGCCUGGAGCAGAAGAGCGCAAACUUAGAGGAGGAAAACAGUACCCUAACAAAGGAAAACAUCGCCCUGAGGCAAAAACACACUGCCUUGGAGGAGGAAAAGAGCGCCCUGGAGCAGGAAAAUACCGACCUGGAGCAGGAAAACACCGACCUGGAGCAGGAAAACACCGACCUGCAGCUUGAAGUGGAACAGCUGAACAAAAGGCUGAGGGACAGAGUGGAACAGCAGAACCAGCAGCCAUUUGAAGAGGAGACCCACGAAGGCAGCCAGUCAGUUUCAGACCAGCCACAGAGGCAGCCGUCGGUAUUCAGACGUGUCAUCAAUAUACUUCUAUGUGCCAAAGAGGCAUUCUAAGGCACUGGCUUGAAAGAUGGUACCUCUAAAUAAAGAAGUGUCAUGAGGGCUCCAAGUUUAUGCUUGAUUAUAUGUGGCAGAAAAGCUUGAGGACAACAGGACUGCGGUGUCAGGGGAGCUUGACACUUGGGGGCCGUUGGCGGAAGAGAUUAACGCUUGAAAGUUGUUGGCAGGAGAGGCAGGGCUUCCUAGCGAGGCCCCUGACCUUCAGGGCUUCCUAGUGAGUCUCGUUGGUCUCCAAGCUGACCUCCAGGGCUUCCUAGUGAGGCCCGUUGGUCUUCGGGCUGACCUUCAGGGCUUCCUAGUGAGGCACGUUGGUCUCCUGGCUGACCUUCAGGGCUUCCUAAAAAGCCCUGUUGGUCUCCCAACCUGACUCCAGGGCUUUAUAACGAGUCCCGUUGGUCUCCAAGCUGACCUCCAGGGCUUCAUGGCAAGUCCUGUCAGUCUCCCGGCCUGCCUCCAGGGCUUCAUAGGCAGUCUCAUUGGUCUCCUGCCUGACCUAAAGGGCUUCCUGGCGAGUUCUGGUGUUCUUGCAGCCUGCCUCCAGGACUUCAUAGCGAGUCCUGUUGGUACCAAGGUACUUGCUCCGCCAAGGUUUCUACUCUGCCGCCGGCAUCCUCCUAGGUUUCUGCGCCGCCACUGAUGUCCUCCAAGGCUGCUGUUCCGCUGGCAUCCUCCUCAGAUUCUUUUGGUGUUCCUUAGUUGUUUUCAUUUAAUUCUGCCUUGCUUUUCCACAUCUGUACUUCAUUGGUGAUUCUAAUUAUGUUUAUUUCUUGUUUCUAGUUAUUUUUGUUUGUCCUAAUUAGGUUCCUUUGGUUUACUAACUCCUUUGUGUUUGUAAUUUGGUUAUUUUCCCUUGUGAUCCUCCAGCAGUUGGAAAAUAAGGGAAUCUAAAAUGAUUGAUUGUAUAUUGUGAAUGUAAAGACAUAUUUUUCUAAAAUUAGCCUUAUUUUAUAUAAUAUAAUAAUUUAUAUAUAUAUGAUAUUUCAAUAGUCAAAAUACGCAGUAUUUUAUUUCACGGCACAGGAAUGUUAGUUUAAUAAAUAGAUGUAUUGUAAAACAUAAUUAUAGCACACAAGGUAAAGGAUUCAUAUGUUAAGGUAAAAGGUUAGAACAACACUGUUUGAGUUACUGAUGGUAUUUUAUUUGUAUAUUUUGUAGCUCUUACAGUGUGUUCACAUACAAAGGCUGUUGAAUAAAGGACUGUGAACCAUCA